AUGCCAAGGGAACGACAGCGACACCCUCAGCUAAUGCGGAGAUAUUGUUUGUGCAUAACUUCUCUGCCUUAUAACCUCUUCCAGGGUGUGCCGAACUUGUUGGAAUAUGCUCAACGCUACAGCCUGCCUAAGACUGCGGUUACCUUUAAAGGUGCUUCGAGAAGGGCCUUCAUCUUCACUGAGCUAGUUGAGAAGUCUCAAGACACUACAUUGGUGGCAGCGGAGAGCGAACCUGAUCCUAAAGGCCAUCUAUCCUGA
This is a messenger RNA of Echinococcus granulosus, 258 nucleotides long. RefSeq lists its product as hypothetical. The coding region runs from base 1 to 258 and encodes 85 amino acids. The record is from RefSeq and is a predicted model, not a curated record. NCBI's taxonomy places the organism in Eukaryota, Metazoa, Platyhelminthes, Cestoda, Cyclophyllidea, Taeniidae. The transcript has 2 exons.